GGGGGGCGUCCGAGGCGCCAUGGGCCCGCUGCCCCUGCUGCUGCGGCCCCUGCUGCUGCGGCUCCUGCUGCUGCGGCCCCCGGCCCCGCACCCUGCGCCGCAGGCCUUGGCGGGGCUGCGGCUGGCCGUGCUGGCGGGGUGGCUGGCGGGCGGCGGGCGCGGGGUGCGGGCGGCGUUGGCCUGCGAGCCGGUCCGCCUGCCCCUCUGCCGGGCCCUGCCCUGGAACCUGACCAAGAUGCCCAACCACCUGCACCACAGCACCCAGGCCAACGCGCUGCUGGCCAUCGAGCAGUUCGAGGGGCUGCUGGGCACGCGGUGCAGCCCCGACCUGCUCUUCUUCCUGUGCGCCAUGUACGCGCCCAUCUGCGCGGCGGACUUCCCCCACCAGCCCAUCAAGCCCUGCAAGGCCGUGUGCGAGCGGGCCCGCCGGGGCUGCGAGCCCGUCCUCCUCCGCUACCGGCACGCCUGGCCCCGCAGCCUGGCCUGCGAACACCUGCCCGUCUACGACAGGGCCGUCUGCAUCGCCCCCGAGGCCAUCGUCACCGACCACCCCGACGAUUUCCCUGUGGAUUCUAGUAAUGGUAACUGUAGAGGCUCUGGCAGUGAACACUGCAAAUGUAAGCCGAUCCGAGCCACCCAGAAGACGUAUUUCCGGAACAAUUACAACUACGUGAUUCGGGCUAAAGUGAAGGAGAUAAAGGCGAGAUGCCACGACGUCACUGCUGUAGUGGAAGUGAAGGAAACUAAAUCUUCUCUGGUGAGCAUCCCGAAGGACACCGUUAACCUCUACACCAACUCCGCUUGCUUAUGCCCUCCGCUCGCCCGCCAACGAAAGAGUACAUCAUCAUGGGAUACGGAAGAUGAGGAGCGUUCCAGGUUGCUCCUGGUGGAAGGCUCGAUAGCGGAGAAAUGGAAGGACCGCCUGGGCAAAAAAGUCAAGUACCGCUGGGACCUUAAGCUCCGUAACUUGGGGGAGAGCAAAAACGAGCCAGACAGAGCGAAUCCGCUCAGAAAUCCAGGCAAGAACAAUAACCCCCGGCAGAACUGAAUGUGAAAUGCCUAAACGUCAGAUCCGAUGGACUUUGAAUUGACUCGCAAUGUGGGAGCAGCAAGGAAGAAAAUUGCACUAUUGCACGUUAUAUCAUAUUGUUACUACAGGAUCAUGUCAUUACUUGUAAUAGUUCUUGUUUUCCCUUCUGUUUUCUCCUUGUUUUGUGUGUGUGUAGGGGGGGAGGCAGGGACUUCUGGGUGCAACCUUUUAAAGGCUUUUUUCCCCAUCCACGGUUGAGACUGCCUUCAGCGAUUUAAAGAAAAACCAGGGUGCUUUUUCUGGCAUUUACAGGACCCUGGGCAGGGACAGCAAAAUGACAGACUCUGAGUGACUUCUGACAGGCACAGAGUGAUGGGAUCUGGUAGAGAAAAGUCUCUCACAACCCAGACUCUCCCAUACCCUUUCCCCUCCUCUCCUCCUCCAAAGCAGAUUUGUUUUUUGGGUUUUUUAAUGAAAUAAGGCCGGUCGGAAUUCCCCGGCCCUGGCACCGGGGCAACAGGAGCCCACAACGUAAAGCGAGCUUGACAACGACGACAAAAAUAGGCUCGCCACAAUGGAGAGAGCAUUUUGUCGGAUGGAAGAUCCCGAUUUAAACUGGUAGCCGGCAGGGGAAGAACGACCAUUUUUAUUGGAUUUUUUGCAGUAGACUGGACUAAUCCAAAGGCAGUGUAGGGAAGAGGUUGAUCCUACCACCUGCAUUAGCACUCCUAGCUAUUCCUAGCGCUCUCUUGACUUUGCUUCCUCUUAUGUAAACCAGUGGGGUGAGAAACUUUUUCCCCCUGGAAACAUUAGGCUAACUCGCCGCCCUGACCCGGACGAAAGAUAAAGUGUGUUGGCUGGAGACCAGGGAACGCUUCGAAUGGUUCCAUUUUGAAAACCCUUCUGGGAAAUGGGAGUUGGCUCCAUUCCCUGAUUAGACCAUCGGAAGGAAUUUUUACCCUCCGACCUCAGCGGUGCCAUAUGUGGGACUUGAGUUAGAGAGACGUCGAAUGACCAGCCCAGACUCUUAAGCAUCCUGCCAUAGUGUCACGGUUUGAUUGGGACUUGCGCUCAGACAGAGUUGAAGGCUCGGUCAAGCCGUCUGAUGGAGGGGAUUGAGAGAGAGGUAAUGCCAAUUUUGACCCGAGGGCCCAGCUAAUGACCCCCGUGGUACGAUUCUGCCCUGGAGUGGACAGCAGAACCCAAGUAAGUGAUGUAACUCCUCCUCCUCCCAUAGAGGCUGGUGGAACUCCUGCCCAUCGUUUUCAAGCCUCGUUCACCUCUAUUUACAUAUCAUGCUAUUAGUAGGAUACCAAAUGUCUGAGCUAUGAUAUGCAGAAAAUAAAAUAUUAUAAUGCAA
Molecule: messenger RNA, 2390 nt
Organism: Ornithorhynchus anatinus (platypus)
Lineage: Eukaryota; Metazoa; Chordata; Mammalia; Monotremata; Ornithorhynchidae
Gene: FRZB
Product: frizzled related protein
Biological process (GO): non-canonical Wnt signaling pathway; canonical Wnt signaling pathway
Cellular component (GO): cytoplasm
Molecular function (GO): Wnt-protein binding
Source: RefSeq, a predicted model, not a curated record